ACAUCAAUCAUGGCGCAACCUCCCACUGUUACCGAGCUCAGCAACGACGACCAAACCAGCCGUCAGGCCCCCAACGCUACCCUCCGCAAACUCAUCGCCAUCGAUCAGGAUUUUGCCAAAGAUCUUGCUCUCGAGGCUGUCCGCGAGAUUGAGGUGAGUGGCAUGACAGACUACAGCUUGAUGUCCAUCGUGCUAAAAUCUCCAGNNAAACUAUGGCCAGACCUUGUAGCAGAGCGCUUUGCUUCCCAGGACAUCAUUGACCUGUCAGCCGCCCUUCGUACUGGCAACGUGCUUCUGGACUCAAGAAUGCUGCGCUCUUUCUUGGUUCUCUGGAAAGACAAGAUCGGAAAUCGAAGAAGCAUGUCAUCCCAGCAGUUCAUUGACCUGGCAGCAUAUGUACAUGGUUUGGUCUCUCGCCAGCUUGGUCCCGUUAUGGAGCAAAGCUCAGUCCUCGAUGUUGUUACAGCCAACGUACCCAAUGGAUCGAAUGUUGAUAACAUCCCCUACGGCAAGUGGCCUUCUACACUCUUCGGAAUCUUCAACUGGGAACAAGGAUAUGUCUGUGGUAACGAUUAUCAAGAAGGCCUUCAGGAGUUCCAAAGCCUGUGGCCAGAUCUCGAAGAGAUCUACAUUCCAACAGUCGAACAGCUGAAGUUGAUGGCCAAAGAGAUCCGAGCAGCUCGCUUAGAUCUUGAGUUCAGCUUGUUACGCACUUUCGUGGUCUGCUGGAUGCUAGACCCUCCUAAUCCUGAGGACUUUGUCGCUUGCGGACACCGUGCGAAGAGAAUUCGCAAAGAGGCUCUUGCCCAGACGGGUCCCAACAACAUGGUUACCCAUGACGACGGUAGCAUUACCAUUCUGCGCAGGGAAGGCGAAGAAAACUACAAUCCCGAAGAAGAUACAGCACUUGAGGAAGAAGAACAGGACAGAGCCAUAAGACACAAAUUGGUUAAGGAAUUUCUUUAUCCUAGACACAGGCCUGCUCCUGGUCCUAGCAAGGAGUGCGCUGUACAGCAGCCACCUACCAAGAGAAAGCGCGAACGAAGCAGCUCACGCACAUGA
This is a messenger RNA of Aureobasidium musti, 1062 nucleotides long. Lineage: Eukaryota; Fungi; Ascomycota; Dothideomycetes; Dothideales; Saccotheciaceae. The record is from the annotation of a GenBank genome assembly.